Messenger RNA from Glarea lozoyensis ATCC 20868, 1371 nucleotides. RefSeq names its product Acyl-CoA dehydrogenase NM. The transcript is spliced from 2 exons. The record is from RefSeq and is a predicted model, not a curated record. Bases 1 to 1371 code for a protein of 456 amino acids. Gene Ontology annotation, molecular function: oxidoreductase activity, acting on the CH-CH group of donors; flavin adenine dinucleotide binding. Lineage: Eukaryota; Fungi; Ascomycota; Leotiomycetes; Helotiales; Helotiaceae.
AUGCCGACCUCAACCCUCUCCCACCCAGCCUUCACACGCAUCCCACCAUGGGUGCAAUCCAAACUCACACCCAUCGCCAUCUCAAAAAUAACCGCCGUCUACGACUUCGUAGAAAACGAAUGCAUCCCCCUCGAACCGAUCAUGAAAUCCCAAAUCUCCUCCCCUUCAUCGCGCUGGACGACUCAACCGCUCAUGCACGAGCUUCGCGAGAAAGCGAAAGCCGCAGGACUGUUCAAUUUGUUCCUGCCGAAGCAUUUCAAGGAGAGUCCAGGGCUGACGAAUUUGGAGUAUGCGUGUUGUGCGGAGAUUAUGGGGAGGGUUUAUUGGGCGCAGCAGACGAUGAAUUGCCAUGCGCCUGAGACGGGGAAUAUUGAAUUACUAGCGAAAUACUGCACGCCGGCGCAGAAGAAGAAAUGGUUACAGCCACUACUAGACGGAACAGCAUCGUCUGCGUAUUCGAUGACAGAGCCAGACGUUGCGUCUAGCGAUGCGACGCAAAUUGGCUGUCGAAUCACGCGUGAGGGGGACGAGUACGUGAUUAACGGGCGGAAAUUGUAUGGGAAUUGUAUCUGGAAUUCCGAGAACAAGUUUUACAUCCUCAUGGGGCUGUCCGAUCCAGAGAAUCCGAAUAAAUGGAAUCGGCACUCGACGGUGAUCGUGCCGACGAGCACGCCGGGGAUCACACAGGUGAGGAAUCUGACGAUUAUGGGGUAUGAUCAUGCCCCUGAGGGACAUGGGGAGUAUGUGUAUAAGGAUGUGCGGGUGCCGGUGGAGAAUAUCAUUUUGGGGGAGGGAAGGGCGUUUGAGAUUGCGCAGGGUAGGUUGGGGCCGGGGAGGAUUCAUCAUUGUAUGAGGUUGAUUGGACAGUGUGAGAGGGCGUAUGAGUUGGCGUUGAUUAGGUGUAUUGAUACGAGGAAGACGCCGAGGGGGAAGUCGAUUGGGUCUUUUGAUUCGAAUAUUGAAAGGAUUGCGCAGAUGAGGUUGGAAAUUGAUCAGGCGAGGUUGGUGGUUUUGAAUGCGGCUGAUACGAUGGACAAGCAUGGUAAUAAAGCUGGGAGAUAUGCUAUUGCGCAGUCGAAGAUUUUGAUACCGAAUAUGGCGACGAGGGUUAUUGAUGAGUGUAUGCAGUUGUAUGGUGGUCAGGGUCUUACGCAGCAUACUCCUUUGCCGGAGAUGUGGACGUAUGCUCGGUUUGUGAGGAUUGCGGAUGGUCCUGAUAGCGCGCAUAGACAUCAGGUUGGGAGAGAUGAGUUGAAGACUGCGGAGAAGUUCUUGGAGAGGAAUAAGGAGUAUAGACGGAAGUAUUUGAAGGCAGCGAAAGAGAUGGGUGUAGAGGUUGAGACCUUCCAUGGUGUUACUCCUGAUGUAUAA